Molecule: messenger RNA, 598 nt
Organism: Trichoderma asperellum CBS 433.97
Lineage: Eukaryota; Fungi; Ascomycota; Sordariomycetes; Hypocreales; Hypocreaceae
Source: RefSeq, a predicted model, not a curated record
UUUUGCCACAUACACGAGCGGUUGCCUCUUUUUCUAAUAGCGGUGUAUGUAACAUGUUGCAUCAUUGCUGUCAUCAUUAUAUUUACUAGCCCUUUGUUCCAAAGUCGACAUAGCUUCAUUUUCUGAGAGGGAGAAAGAGAAUGGCUCUUCUGGGACAGUUUGUAAAAAUGGAAGGGAGUUUGGAUUGGUUUUAUAUGGGAUGCAGAGCGCUCUUUUUCUCACACACGUGCACAUACUACGGUGUGUGUUGGGCACUUUAUUUUUUUCCCUCUUACUUAGAGAGAAGUGAGAUUUGGAAUUUGGAAGGUCAUUGGAACGGAUCGGGAUUGGGCGGCUAUUAUAUUGGUUCUCAUGUUGUUACUGGUGCUAAUUUCAGGGUUAUUAAGCAUCUGAUACCCGUGUGUUUGUUUUUCUUUCCUCUUGUCUUCUUUCUUUUUAUUUUCCAUAUUAUGAUUCAAGAUAAUAGUACGAUAAGAACUCGGCUUUGUUUUGCAUUUUGCACCUUGUUUUAAUUAUUAUUUUGGUUCAAAGUCCAUACCAUACUUAUUGCUAAGCGGCUCUUCCAGGAAACAAAACGCCCCAUACCAAACUCCAAUGU